CAUAAAUUAAUCGUUUAUUUUCUGAUUUUAUGUCGAAGAGCAUGAUUCAUCUUAUGACCAGUUAAAAAGCGCCUUACUUUAAGCUUUCAUAAAACGUUGCAGAAUAUAUUCAAUGUUACAAUCUACUUAUUUUAUUAUAUGAGAAAAUCCUUUUGAAUAUAAAGAAGAAGAAAAUUAGCCAUGCUUUGGAGUCCCAGUGAAGUAUUAGCAUACAUAAAGGAUGAUAAAUCUGGAGAAAUUGAUAAAUCUGAGGCAGAUAGAUUGGUACCUACAGUUCCUUAUGGGGGCUUUAAAACAUGGCCUAACCCUCAGCAAGACUUUAUCCUUAUUGCGGAAAAUUCAGAAAUACAUGGUCCAAAUCCUUUGUUCACCAUUCCAGAGCUUGAAACUGGUAUUGAUUUAAAUUUGCUUUCAACACAAAUUUUAUCAGCUGACUAUCAAUGUUUGAGCAACAAUAAAACAUUGCCAGGAAAAAAUGCUCAACUAUUAAUGCCUGAUGUUGAUGCAGACACACAUGCUGCAAUUGUAUACUUUUUUUUGUUUGACUCAGAGGCUAGAGGAUUUGUGCGUCCAACUUGUGUUGCUUACUUUACAUCUGAUAAACAUAAACUGGCAUUGUUAGCUGAUUCUAUUUUACAACGAUUAACAGAGAUUGCUUCAGUAUUACAACACUUUAAUAUUCAAUGUACUGCUGAGGAUUUGAAAUCGUUUAAAGAAAAGGCCUUGUCAAAUGAAGAAAAAUUAACAAAAUCUAAUGAAAUAGUGAAUGAACUCUUGCUGAAGGAUAUUGAAGAAAUUUUGGAUAUUGUUGACAAAUAUGAUGGAAAUGAUUCUUAUGAAAAGCAACUUUCUUCCUUAUUAGAUGCUCUUGAGAAGUGUACUGCUUCUGAAAAAAUUCAAAAUUGGGUUUCAAGUUCAUUUCAUAAAUCAGUCCCUGGUUCCGAUGCUUUUAAAAGAAAGCUUUUAUUUCGGGCAAAUUCAAAGAGUAGCAUGAAAGACUUAUAUCAUAUUUGUGACAAAGGUGUUGUGCUUGGUUUAUAUCAUCUCUACAUUUCUUACCAGUAUCUGAAGAGAAAAUGUGAAAAUAUAGUUUUGUCUGAGAGCUCCGAAACAGCAAAAGAAAAUUGCUUGCAAUUUGGAGCUUGUAUAAAGAAUUCAACGAGGGGCAGUGAUGUAUUUAAAAAUGAAUGUGUUUUAGAAUCCUGCAAUGUGCCUGCUACUUUUUCUUUUGAGGAUGAAGCUUAUUUGUCCUGUUUGAAUUCGUCUUUUGAAAAUGUGAUUGUUAGAUUUUUGAAUUGGGGAGUUAAAUCUGAAAAUGAAACUAAAAAUGAUGACACUGAUUCAUCAUCACAGUAUACAAAUAAUUCGUUAGAAUCUAGUACUCAUGUGUCUUACCGUGUUCAUUACUUAAAUCGUAAGUAUACCAUAUUAUCUGAAUUCUAUACAAUUAUUUAAAUCAUUUUAUUUUGU
Messenger RNA from Parasteatoda tepidariorum (common house spider), 1470 nucleotides. RefSeq lists its product as uncharacterized. NCBI's taxonomy places the organism in Eukaryota, Metazoa, Arthropoda, Arachnida, Araneae, Theridiidae. The record is from RefSeq and is a predicted model, not a curated record. Gene Ontology annotation, cellular component: guanyl-nucleotide exchange factor complex.